GGGGCAAUCUUCCUGGGGUUUGCAGACGUGAGGGUGUUCAGUGAAAGUGAAGGACACCGGUGAUCCAGAAGCUGUUGUACCAUGAGUAGCUCUGCUCUGAGCUCCAUCAGAUUCCCAGGAAGCAUCUAUGAGGUCCUCCAAGUAGCCUCUGUGCUCAGCCUGCUUCUGCUGCUCUUCAAGACAGCCCAGUUCUACCUGCACAGGCAAUGGCUACUCAGAGCUACCCAGCAGUUCCCAUCCCCACCUUCUCACUGGUUCUCUGGGCACAAGGUCCCAAAGGACCAGGAGUUUCAAGAUAUUCUAAUGAGGAUAAAGAAUUUCCCAAGUGCCUGUCCACAUUGGCUCUGGGGGAGCAAAAUGCGCAUCCAAGUGUAUGAUCCUGACUACAUGAAGCUGAUUCUGGGGAGAUCAGACCCAAAAGCUCAUGGUUCUUACAGAUUUCUAGCUCCCUGGAUUGGGUAUGGUUUGCUUCUGCUGAAUGGACAGACAUGGUUCCAGCACCGAAAAAUGUUGACACCAGCUUUUCACUAUGACACUCUGAAGCCUUAUGUGGGAAUCAUGGCAGACUCUGUUCAUAUAAUGCUGGAUAAAUGGGAAAAGAUUGUUGGCCAGGAUUCCACCCUAGAGAUCUUCCAGCACGUCACUUUGAUGACCUUGGACACCAUCAUGAAAUGUGCCUUCAGCCAUGAGGGCAGUGUCCAGUUGGACAGAAAAUACAAGUCCUACAUCCAGGCAGUUGAAGACCUGAAUAAUCUCUUUUUUCUCCGUGUGUGUAAUAUCUUUCACCAGAAUGACAUCAUCUACAGUGUGUCCUCUAAUGGCCGCCAGGCCAACAGUGCCUGCCAACUUGCCCAUGAUCACACAGACAAAGUGAUCAAGUCAAGGAGGGCUCAACUUCAGGAUGAGGGAGAGCUGGAAAAGGUUAAGAAGAAAAGGCGAUUGGAUUUCCUGGACAUCCUCCUGUUUGCCAGAAUCGAAAAUGGAAGCAGCUUAUCUGAUAAGGACCUUCGUGCUGAAGUGGAUACCUUCAUGUUUGAGGGCCAUGACACCACAGCUAGUGGUAUCUCCUGGAUCUUCUAUGCUUUGGCCACAAAUCCUGAACACCAACAGAGAUGCAGGAAGGAGAUCCAGAGUCUCCUAGGAGAUGGAGCUUCUAUCACUUGGGACAACCUGGACAAGAUGCCCUACACCACAAUGUGCAUCAAGGAGGCCCUGAGACUCUACCCACCUGUACCAGGUGUGAGCAGAGAGCUCAGCUCACCUGUCAACUUCCCAGAUGGACGCUCUUUACCCAAAGGUAUCACAGUCUUGCUCUCCUUUUAUGGCCUUCAUCACAAUCCAACUGUGUGGCCAAAUCCAGAGGUAUUUGACCCUUCUCGAUUUGCACCAGAAUCUUCCCGACACAGCCAUUCAUUCCUGCCCUUCUCAGGAGGAGCAAGGAACUGCAUUGGGAAACAGUUUGCCAUGAAUGAGCUGAAGGUGGCUGUGGCCCUGACCCUGCUCCGCUUUGAGUUGCUGCCAGAUCCCACCAGGGUCCCCAUCCCCAUUCCAAGACUUGUGUUGAAGUCCAAGAAUGGGAUCCACUUGCGUCUCAAGAAGCUCCAAUAAUCUUCACAGAUCAAGACAACUCCAAUGGCAUGCUGCCUACCAUCUUAUCUUUCUGUCACUCACUCUUGUCCCUAGUCCAUCUGCUCACAUCUCCUUUCUUCUCACCUUGUUCACCUCCACCCACCUUCUGCUGUGCUUCCAGUCUCCUUGUCUGUCAGUCUUUCUAUCUCAACUUCUUCUGGAAUCCCUACUUGCUUUUCUCUCUACCUGUCCCCUACCUGACUACAUGUUUGACCUUUGACCUUAAUGAUCUCCCUAACUUGCACUCUGCCUUUUCUUCUGUGUAUUUCCUUCUAUUCUACUGCUUGACUAUCCUUAAAUUGAGCUUUAUACUGAUGUUAUAAUUAAUUACAAGAGAAGUAUGUGCCCUUAUGGUUCUACAUAUCAGGUGUUUUUCAUGAUUUCACUAGAAUGAAGGUCAUUGCAUUGCCAUUACCCCCUUGGUUAUUGCUAUGCCUCUUCUUAUAUUUCCCAUCACCUACAGCUGAAUUCCUAUGUUUCAAGAGCCCCCCUAAGUGUUAAAAUCCAACAUAGUCUUUAAACAUCUCUUAUUCUAUCUCCAGGUUAUCUCUCCAUCUUUCCAAUGUGGUUACUUUGUGCCUAAAGUGGUAAUACUGGGCCUGUUCUUAGUUCUAUCAAGAUGAGGACAUGCAUAUCUGAAAGAGCCAUUUUUCAACCAACGUAACACAGUCCUUCCAUGACUGUCACCUCAUCUAUCAUAUAAAUCUCUUCUUCAAAUUCUCCUUCUGCCAGCUUACCUUUUAAGAGUCUUGCCAUGUUGUCUCUCCCCUGCCAUAAAGUUCAUAAGGUGGCAUGUUGUUCCUAUACUCUUUGGAGGAGAGGGAGGGAAUAGAGAGAGACUAAUGGGAAGAGAGACUUCAGGAGGUUAGGAAAGAAGGUGACAUAUGCUCUCUUGGUAUUAUGUUCCAGAUUGGCAAUAUGGAUCUCACAUGUUUCUGGAGGCCUCAUCCAUGUGAUAUUUGGUAUCUACAUUCACACAACUGUAGGAUUCCUGUGUAAUUGAGUUUAGACUACAGGCUCUUGUCAUGCAUCAAGUCAGAGCCACUUUUGAGAUGAGCAAGAAAGGCUUCAGGUUUGGCCAGUCACAUGAACAUCAGGAAUCUUGCUCUUUACAAUACUAAAGAGAUAGUGUACCUUAGCCAUCCCAUGAUCCAGCUUGCCUCACACAAGUAUUUAACAGUUCUUCAGAAGGCUUGGAGAAUGCAGCUGCUCAGAAGGGCAAAUAGGCCUUACUACUGGGAGAUCCCAAGCAGAUCCUCCCAUCCAAGUCUACUUGGUAAUCCCCUGCCCCCUCUCUCUGACAAUUCUGAAAGAGAAAGGACCUCAUCAAUCCUGCCCAUAGCUGAUUACUGCCAGAACAUUGUGGCUCAUGAUCCUUGAGAGUGUGGCAUACAAACAUAACCCAUGCAUUUGCAAUAAGUUCCCUGGGAUGUUGCUUCAGCUUCUAACAUCUCACUUGGCUUUGAACUGCUUUCCAUGUUUCUUAUAAACACCAGUUUCUUGUUUUUCCAAGUUACUUAUAGGUCAGAACCUUGGAUGCCAUAGACAGAACUCUCUGAGUCCCUCUGCCUCAGAUAUGAUGUCACUUUCUGCUUCCCUGAGUGGGUUUGACCCUACUUGUACUACCUUUAGGCAGGACAUUUCUCCCAGUUCCUCCAUUUUUCAGGUAGUUAGAUUAGUUCAGUUCUGAGAAGGGAUAGAAAAGGGAAGUGUGUGUGUCAGUAGUUGGCCUGAAGAUUGAGGCAGAAAAAUGAGUUGAGAAUGGACAGGGUAUUGGCAAUUACUUGGCAUCAUAUGAUGAAGUUCAGUAUGGCUAUGCUUAGAGGACAGCCAAGGCAUCUCACCCUCAUUAUGACCUAGACCUGUGAGUGAAAAAAGGACCUGAACCACACAAGAGCAAGUGUCAGUAUUCAAGCACAAGGUGAACAGGACAGGUGGUGACCUGACAUUGACCCAAGAAAUGGAGAAGUUGAGCAAGUGAGAGGUAAACAAUGCUUACUUUGUACGGGGCGACCUGGGCCCUAUGUUACAUACACAGAACAACUAAAAGUAGACUGGAGAGUUAAUUAGCCCACAUCAUGCCAGAAGAUAUGCUCACCACAAAAAAUAAGAACAUACAGAAAAGUCCUAUGCUUAAUAAUAAAACUGCAUAACCUAUGCCAACAUCAGGCAUAAAGCUAUAACAGAAACGUCAUCAUAGAAAAUGUGUAUAUGACUAAUGGAUGCACAAGAACAAAUGCUCCACUGGAUUUAGGCAUCAGGAAAUGAGAAUCAAAAGUGGAUCAGAUAACCUGUUGAGUGAUUGUCAUACUAUAUUUAGGGAAAAUAAAAAGUGUUAGACAAAAUGUGGCUAAGUUGGAGCUCUUUUGUGUUACAGGUAAAGCUCAAUUGGUACUGCUACUUGGAAUCCAAGACAGCUCCUCUAAAGUCUAUAGUACAUUUGGCAGUUAGCUCACUCCUGUGUAGUCACCAAAAAGAACUAAAGCUAAAGUAAAGACUUGAGAAUUUAUAUUUGUUGCAGCAUCAUUUGAAACGGACAUGAGAUAAAAUUUAAAAGAAAAUACCUAUCAACAGAUAAACUGAUGCCAAUAAUUGGCAUAUAGUAUAUAUAGUACAAUAAUUUAUACCAAUUAUAUAUUAUAUAUACCUAUGUAUACCAUCUAUAUAUGAUGAUAAUGCCCAAAGAGAUAUGAGAGAGAGCUAACCUCUUUACUUGCAUAAAUUUUAUAAGUUUGUAAGAAAUCUUUUUAACGUAAGUCGUCUGUCACUUUUCUGUUCUUACAUGAGAGUAAUUACUAAGGACUGCUGUGUGCUGUAGCAGGAAAUCAUAAGAGCGGUGCCAAGCUACUCAUGAAGAGAGAGCUAUGUAAACCUAUGAGGAAAUGUGCUUUUGCUUUCUGUCUAGUUUCUGUUUUAAGUAAGCAGAGGUUAGAACUAAUGAUUCAGAAUUCAUAGAAUUUACGUAAAUUUUAAAACUUCAAAAACAUUGUUAACAAUGACAAAAGCCUUGAUGGUGUAACAUUAGUCAAUAAAAGACUGGGUUCAGACUCUCUGAUUGGGAGAAGUCCAAACCAUGAGAGGGGAGAAGGAAAACGAAUGAUUAGAGAGGGAAAGGCAAAAGAAUGAUAAGGAAGAAGAAGGAAGGAGAAUAAGGAAGAGUGAUGAGAAUCUUCAAGGAACAGAGAGAGUACCUGAACUGACAGCUUGCAUCUACUACUCACUCUGAGUCAUUACUGAAUCAGUUCCCAUUCAUGCCUUUCUCAAGUCCCUCUUGAAAUUGAUCCUGAUCAGGUCACUUGUCACAUUCUCCCUCAUCCCUGUCAUCCUCCCUCUCUUCCCUCACUCUCAUUUUCCCACUCACUCUAGCUUCUUCUCCCUGCUUGAGCCUUACAACCCAUAGUAUUAUCCCUGGUUACUUUUAUCUUUUACUUAUUUUUGGUUAUCCCUGCUUCCUGAAUGAAUGUGAAUGUCCUUCCUACUUUCCUGGCUUCCAAAACAAUACCCUACAAGAAGCAAGUGAGACCUAAAGAGGUGCCGCUACAAUCUACAUACGAAACUCCAGCAACAUUUGUUCUUCUGAGCCUUGUUUAUUCCUCAGUUACAUCUAUUUUUAAGUUCUACACGUUUCUCUGAAAAUUUCAUUUUUCUUCACAAUUGAAUAAAGUUUCACAAUGUGUGUACCAUG
Molecule: messenger RNA, 5314 nt
Organism: Grammomys surdaster
Lineage: Eukaryota; Metazoa; Chordata; Mammalia; Rodentia; Muridae
Product: cytochrome P450 4A12
Exons: 12
Coding region: 82-1608 (508 amino acids)
Biological process (GO): linoleic acid metabolic process; icosanoid biosynthetic process; arachidonate metabolic process
Cellular component (GO): intracellular membrane-bounded organelle
Molecular function (GO): arachidonate monooxygenase activity; alkane 1-monooxygenase activity; iron ion binding
Source: RefSeq, a predicted model, not a curated record